This is a messenger RNA of [Candida] anglica, 829 nucleotides long. Lineage: Eukaryota; Fungi; Ascomycota; Pichiomycetes; Serinales; Debaryomycetaceae. The record is from the annotation of a GenBank genome assembly.
CAAGAGGAGAAUAUAGUAAUAUUUUACAAGUAUGAGUAGUGAUUAUAAUGCAGAUGAGUAUUUGCCUACGAUAGAUGCAAUUCUAAGUGUAGCCGACUUGGAGAAGAUUACAGUUAAGAAGAUUAGGAAUGCACUUCAAGAACUUUUUAAUGUAAAUUUGACUCCUCAUAAGCAACAAAUCAAUAGUAUUAUUCUAGACCGAUACUAUCUGCUCAUAGAUAAAAGGAAGAAAGAUGAACGAACUUCUGAAGAACGUAAGGCAGAAAUUGAGGCACAAGAUGCCAUAAUGGCUGCAAGAUUACUGAAAUCGUCAACAUAUUCAGCAGUUACACGAUCAGGAGGAAGGGUUCAAAAAAAGACAAAGAAAAGUGAAAAGACAGACAAACGGACUAUACCGAAUAAGAAUAACCCUUUUAAUAGGGAAAUGGCCCUUUCUCAUGAACUUUAUAAUGUUCUUGGAAUAGAGAAAACUUCAAGACCACAGGUGGUGAAGUUACUCUGGGCAUAUAUAAAAGAUCAUGAAUUACAAAAUCCAAAGGAUAAGAGACAAAUUAUAUGUGAUGAUAAAUUACAAAAAUUAUUUAAAAAGAAAUCGGUUGGAGCAUUUGAAAUGAAUAAAAUUCUAUCUAAUCAUAUAUUCAAAAUUGAAGAAGAAAACAUAAAAGAGGAAGAAAUAAAGAAAUUGCUGUAUGCUGGUAAGACGGUCAAACCGGAACCGAAACCGAAACUGGAAACGGCACUGGAUCUGACACCGGAACUGGAACUUGACCUGGUUGCAGACGUGGAAUCGUCUGAAGUGAAUUCUUCUAGUGAUGAAAGUGAAGCUUAA